UCCCAACCCAUCUUAGAAACCAUCAAUGGGCGAUUUCUAUAUUGCUUGUUGCCUUGCGAGUCCCUGUCACACACCACUCACCACACAACACCCACCACUGCCUUCUCGUUCUAUCCUAGAGAAAUAUGUAUGUAUAUGUAUACAUGUGUUGCUUAGCUAAGAUGUACUCUGCUCGAUUCAAGCUGAAGCUAAUUUGUUGUAGCUCUGUCCUGGAUCCUGAGACCUUUGGGUGAUCGGAAUCGAUUCCUAAGUCGUUGAGAUUUUUUUCUCUUUGGCCUCUUCAAGUAUUGCAUAUAAGCAGUGUGAGAUUUGGAGGGGUUGUGUUGGGUGAUGGACAAGGUAUUGAUGGAUUUGAGGCCGGAGGUGGUGUUCUUGGGAAGGGCGUACACCAAACCGGUUAUGAAUCGCAUCUGUGGCUUAAGGUUCCCGCGGCAGUCGUGCAGCCAUGGAGAGAGAGGAUUUCUGGAGGUGAAGAGCUCCAACUCUAUCGCGACGACAUCAAGCGAAGGCAUAGAUUCAGUGGCCCCCAGAAUGUUGUUGGGAAAUGCCUCUUCUAAUACAAAUGGAUCGAGUAGUACGGCCCGUUUCUGGACAUCUCCCGAAGAGCACUGCGUGCUCGAGUCUUGUGAAGAUGAGUAUGGGGGAAUCAUUGUUAUCCCAGAAAAAUUACCUUGGAACACGAAUGCAUUUGCUUAUGUUCUCCAAGAAUCUCUUUCUAGCUGGAAGAUGAAGGGAAAGAAAGGGAUCUGGCUUAAGGUACCUCUGGGUCGCUCUGAGCUUGUUCCUAUUGCUGUUAAGGCAGGCUUCAAGUAUCAUCAUGCAGAACAAGCAUAUGUGAUGCUAACUUACUGGAUUCCCGAAGGGCCUUGCCUGCUUCCUGCCAAUGCAUCACACCAAGUUGGUGUGGGGGGUUUUGUGAUAAAUGAAAACAAUGAGGUGCUUGUGGUGCAAGAGAAGUAUUGUUCUUCAACAUCUGUGGGUGCCUGGAAAUUACCUACAGGGUUCAUUCAUGAGUCUGAGGAGAUCUUUUCUGGAGCUGUGAGAGAAGUCAAGGAGGAAACUGGUAUUGAUACAGAGUUCGUGGAAGUCAUAUCUUUUAGGCAUGCACAUCACUUGGCAUUUGGAAAAUCCGACCUGUUCUUCAUCUGCAUGCUGAGACCAUUAUCAAAUGAGAUAAAGAUAGAUGAGCAGGAAAUAGAGGCAGCCAAGUGGAUGCCUCUGAACGAGUUCAUGGAGCAACCCUUGAUUCAGGACGACAACAUGUUCCGAAAGAUCAUCGACAUCUGCAUCGCCCGGCUCGGGAAACGCUACUGUGGGCUGGCAGCUCACCAGGUGAUCUCCAAGUUUGAUGGGAGGUCGUCUUCCUUGUACUACAAUGUGGUGGAGCCUCAGGACUUCAACUGCCAAGGAGUCUGAGGCUGCAACAAGGAGGAUUCUGCUGGCAACACAGAACACAGAGAAGGGUGUAAGCUUCGUGGGUUAAGAUGAGAGGGUUUGGAGUCGAGGCAUUGAUCUGCUCGACCAUUAACGUCCACUUCUUUGUUGUACAUACGUAUAUGGUGCUGUAAGUUACUCCGUGUGCUGACUUGUGCACUCCCAUUAAACACAGUAAGUUUCUAAUGGAUGACGAGGAAUCUCCAGAUGCAUUAAUUAGCACCAAAACAA
Musa acuminata AAA Group (dessert banana) is the source of this 1665-nucleotide messenger RNA. Its product is annotated as nudix hydrolase 8. The record is from RefSeq and is a predicted model, not a curated record. Bases 331 to 1416 code for a protein of 361 amino acids. The transcript is spliced from 10 exons. NCBI's taxonomy places the organism in Eukaryota, Viridiplantae, Streptophyta, Magnoliopsida, Zingiberales, Musaceae. Gene Ontology annotation, molecular function: ADP-ribose diphosphatase activity; NADH pyrophosphatase activity; NAD binding.